UCUCACCAGCUUCGGUCCCAUGUCCACCCACCAAUGUAGCAGUCAAAAUCUCUCCUUUUCCCUCGAGAAGACGCUCUUCCCUUCUUCCAUCACUGUAACACCGACACGAGCAUCUGCCUCUUGCUUACCGCAGUGGCAAUAAAAAUCUCUUAUUUUGUCAGGAAAACAGUUCUUCCUUUCGGUCACAGAAGACCCAGACGUUUCUGCUCUCUCUCUCUCCCCUUCGGGGCACUGGAAAGAUACUCACCAGCUAUUGGUUGGUUGUUGUGCCGUCAAUCCGCCAGUUUUUUCUUUUAUUUCCUGUUCGAUGGGUUUCUUUGCUCAGAUCUUUGGGCUUCGGAGCUCGAUGUUAUAGCUAAUUGGUGGCUGUCGGAGGUCAAUGGCGAGCGCUCGAUUGGGGCGGAGCAUAAAGCGAGCACCUUUGGGCUUCGGCACUAAGGUGUCGCUGGUGUUCUUCUUGGGUCUGGCUUUUGUUGUCACCUGGUGGACCUUCUCCUCCCCUUCCGCCUCGGCUGUCUCCUCCCAAAGGAGCAGCUUUGACGACAUCGAAGCACUACCGGCCACUCCGGCGCCGAGGAAAGGGAAGGAGCAGAGCAGGAAGAAGGCCCAUCAGAAGAAGCCUCCCGAUUCGCUGCCCAAAAAUGAAAACUCGAAGAGAACUGCAGUUGGAUCUAAAAACGAUAAAAAGGAGAAGGAGAAGAAGAAGGGAGGAGGAGGAGGAGAGAUCGAGCAGGUGGCGGCGGCGAAGAACGAGACGAGCAAGCCAGAAGGGCAGCAAGACGAGGAGGAGAGCGAGGAGAAGGUUGAUGUGGAGGGCUUGGAGGAGGUCACCGAUAGCGAGAAUGCAACCGACGAAGACAUGGAAGAGGGUGUUGAUGCGAAUGCCGAAGACGAUGCCGGUGAAGAUAAUUUGAAGAAUAGGAGCAAGAAGAAGAAAAAGUUGGGACCUUUGUUUGAUCCAAAGGCGCGAUAUACCUGGAAGCUUUGCAGUGGAAAGACCGGGCAUAACUACAUUCCCUGUGUGGAUAUGGAAGGCGGCCACCGACACCAUGAGAGGAGUUGCCCUCGGACUCCAAUUACGUGUUUGGUGUCUCUUCCUAAAGAUUAUAAACCUCCGGAGGCAUGGCCCGAGAGGGAGUCAAAGAUAUGGUUCAAAAAUUUGGCUCACCCAAAACUAUCAGAAGCCAUCAAAACUCAAAGUUGGUUGAAUCUCUCUGGCGACUAUCUUUUCAUUCCUUCGGAGGAAUCUGAGUUCAAAGGAGGUGCUCAACACUAUGUCAGUUCAAUUGAAGAGAUGGUUCCGGACAUUGAAUGGGGUAAGAACAUUCGUGUAGUACUGGACAUUGGGUGUACAGGUGCUGGUUUUGGAGCUGUUCUUCUGAAGAAGGACGUGGCAACAUUAUCGCUGGGUCUAAUGAGUGAUCAAACAGAUAUGGCCCAACUUGCCCUGGAACGGGGUAUCCCUGCAGUGGUAGGGAAUUUGAGAUCAAGAAGGCUUCCUUUUCCAAGUAGUGUUUUUGAUGCUAUCCACUGUGGUGAAUGUGGCAUACCAUGGCAUUCUAAUGGCGGUAGGCUUCUUCUUGAGAUAAACAGAGUUCUACGCCCUGGAGGAUACUUCAUCACAUCAACCAAACAUGGAGAUAUUGAUGCUGAAGAAGGCAUGACAGCAUUGUUGUCAUCAGUCUGUUGGAAUAUUCUAGCACACAAAGCUGAUGAAGUCAGUGAAACAAAUAUCAGAAUAUAUCAGAGGCCAACAUCAAAUGAUGUAUAUGAGAUAAGAGCAACAAAAGAACCUCCUUUCUGCAGGGAAAAUGAAAACCAAGAUGCUGCUUGGUACACUCCUGUAAAAGCAUGUCUUCACAAAGUUGCAGCAGCUAUCGAACAACGUGGAACUGACUGGCCUGAGGAAUGGCCCAAGAGACUUGAAACUUUUCCAGAAUGGUUAGCUGAUUCAGAGGAUAAGUUGACUAAAGAUCAUGAGCACUGGAAAGCUAUAAUUGACAAAUCUUAUCUUGCUGGGCUGGGAAUUGAUUGGUCAAAUAUUCGGAAUGUAAUGGACAUGAAAGCAAUAAACGGAGGAUUUGCUGCUGCUCUAGCAUCUCAGAAGGUCUGGGUGAUGAAUGUCGUUCCUGUUCAUGCUCCAAAUACUCUCCCCAUCAUUUUCGAGCGUGGGCUUCUUGGUAUCUAUCAUGAUUGGUGUGAACCAUUUAGCACGUAUCCAAGAUCCUAUGAUCUUUUGCAUGCUGAUCAUCUAUUCUCACGUCUAAAGAACAGGUGUAAGCAGCCUAUUGUUAUCGUGGUUGAGAUGGACCGGAUACUAAGGCCAGGUGGUUGGGUCAUCAUCCGUGAUAAGUUGGAGAUAUUGAACCCUCUAGAGACGAUUUUGAGAUCACUUCACUGGGAUAUCAGAAUGACAUAUGGCAAAGACAAGGAAGGUCUGCUAUGUGCACAGAAAACAACAUGGAGACCAUAAGAUGAUAUCCUUUACCUUGUGAUUCUCAAGUCAAAGAUACUCUAUUUUGGAGGAGACACAGGCCUUCUGUUUCCAGAUGUUUAUUCAUUGUCUUUACAUGAGGUACAAGUACAACCUUGGUCCUUCGUUGUCGAUCACGGAACAUUUUGGUGCCUAUGAUAGGCUUAUUUUUAUUCUUUGGAAUGCAUAAUAUCUAUUAUAGUUUUUUCUUCUGAUCAUUCUAUUUGGACUGAA
This is a messenger RNA of Musa acuminata subsp. malaccensis (wild Malaysian banana), 2707 nucleotides long. Its product is annotated as probable methyltransferase PMT28. The record is from RefSeq and is a predicted model, not a curated record. Gene Ontology annotation, cellular component: trans-Golgi network; cytoplasm; endosome. Lineage: Eukaryota; Viridiplantae; Streptophyta; Magnoliopsida; Zingiberales; Musaceae. Gene Ontology annotation, molecular function: methyltransferase activity.